UACAACGCGUGUCCGCAGGCGAAAUGGCGGCACGACGUUGCAAGUGGCUGUCGCUGUUGCUGCCUGUGCUGCUGGCAACAGCAACGACGAGAGCAGCCACAAGCGGAGUAGCAACUGCAGCGGAAUUUCAUGGGCUGAGCGCUGAGAAUGCAGCUCGCAUGUUGGCGGGCAGUCCAGGCGAGGCGAACCACAGUGAAAUGUCGCUAGUGCUGCCACACGAUACGUAUCCGGGCUUUAGCAUCAAGAAGUUCAAAACGCGUCCAUUGCAUGCGGCGCUGAAUCACAGCAAAGGCAACAGCAGCAGCCAAAGUGAAGCGCCUGCUGCGUAUCGCAUGCUCGAUAGCGAUUAUUCGAAAUAUUUUACUGUACUAGACGAUGGUGUAGUAAUGACUACAGCGGAUAUAUCGCCGUUGGUCAAUCGUCCAGUGCAGUUGCUGGUUGUGGAGGAGACGCCCAAUGUAACCAAUACGCAUAGCUUGCAGCUUUUUGUCAUGCAUCGCAAGGAUAUGCUGCGCUUCAGCGGUUCGCUGCUCGAUGCCAGCGGCGAGGUGCGUGAGAAUCAACCCGCGGGCACACGCGUGCGUGGUGUGCCCUUGAUGCAGGCCUUCAGUGGUUCCAUACUGGAUGAGGAGCUGGCGCAGCCCAAGAAGGUGCGCUACACCAUCAUCGAUGGCAAUGUGGGCGAUGCUUUUGCGCUGCAGGAACGACGCGCCAAUCAGAAUAUACAACUGCAUGCCAAGUCUUUGGUUAUUGCGGGCGACGAUGAGGCGGGGGUGUGGCUGGUAACAAAUCGUCCAUUGGAUCGCGAACAGCGUGCGCACUACGAUUUAUCAGUUGAAGCCUCCGAUGUUGAUGGUCUCGAUAAAACUGUAUCCAAAAUACAAAUUAGCGUGCUCGAUGAAAACGACAAUCGUCCCGUGUUCAAGGCACAGGAAUAUAAAUUCGCUUUGGCUGGCCAAAAGUCCAACAGCCUCGAUAGCAACAGCAGCAUAAGCUGGCAGCGUUUUGCUAUUUUAGGCAAAGUGGAGGCCACCGAUGCCGACGGCGAUAAGCUCGCCUAUCGCAUUAAGAAUCCCAGCAAUGUGGUCAUCAUUGUGCCGCAAACUGGCGAAAUUAUGCUCGCCGGCGAGCCCACCUCGAAUGAGCUUUUAAUUGAGGUCAUCGCACAUGAUCUGCGCUAUCCCAGUCUGCUGAGUGCGCAGCCAGCCAAGGUGCUGUUGGAGUUUCUGGCACCCGAACCGAUUUCGUUUAUUAUGCAACACUUGGAGCACGAUGAGUUCAACCCGCACUCGCAUCAUCGUGAGAAGCGUCGCGUUACACGCGCCGUGCGGCCCACCAAACGCAUCGAGUUCACUGAGGCCGAUGGCGAUACCGAGGGCAAGUCUGUGUUUCAGCUGGAGAAGGAGACGGAUAAGGAAACAUUUAAAAUACGCGAUGAUAAUCCUUGGGUUACGGUCGAAACAAAUGGCGCUGUGCGUGUGAAGAAGAAGUGGGACUAUGAGGAGCUGGGACCAGAUAAGACCAUCGAUUUCUGGGUUAUUAUUACCAACACGGGACACAAUGCUGGCAUUAAGUAUACGGACAACCAGCGUGUGAUUAUUUUAGUCAAAGACGUUAACGAUGAGCCGCCGUAUUUUAUUAAUCGCCCACUGCCCAUGCAGGCGGUGGUGCAACUAAAUGCGCCACCCAAUACGCCCGUGUUUACGCUUCAGGCACGCGAUCCGGAUACGGAUCAUAAUAUACAUUACUUCAUUGUGCGCGAUCGCACGGGCGGACGCUUUGAGGUCGAUGAGCGUUCGGGUGUGGUGCGCACGCGCGGCACAGAUCUCUUCCAGCUCGAUAUGGAAUAUGUGCUCUAUGUCAAGGCUGAGGAUCAGAACGGCAAAGUGGACGAUCGUCGCUUCCAGAGCACGCCCGAGGAGCGUCUGUCCAUUGUGGGCGGCAAGCGUGCGCCUCAGUUCUAUAUGCAAAACUAUGAGGCCGAAAUACCAGAGAAUCAGAAAAAGGACUCCGACAUCAUUUCGGUAAAGGCCAAAUCCUUUGCGGACCGCGAGAUACGCUAUACAUUGAAGGCCCAGGGACAGGGUGCGGGCACAUUCAACAUUGGACCCACAUCGGGCAUUGUGAAGCUGGCCAAGGAGCUGGACUUUGAGGACCUGCGACAACCGCACGUUUAUUCGCUGAUUGUGACAGCUACAGAGGACUCGGGUGGCUUCUCCAUGAUGGUUGAUCUUGUCAUACGCGUUACCGAUGUUAACGACAAUGCGCCCAAGUUCGAGCUGCCGGACUAUCAGGCGCAUAAUGUGGAUGAGGACAUACCGCUGGGCACAAGCAUAUUGCGUGUCAAGGCGAUGGAUGCGGACUCUGGCGCCAAUGCGGAAAUCGAAUAUCUGGUAUCCGAUGAUCAUUUCGCUGUCGACUCCAAUGGCAUUAUAGUCAACAACAAGCAGCUCGAUGCGGACAACAAUAAUGCCUACUAUGAGUUCCUGGUCACGGCAAAGGAUAAAGGCGAACCCGCCAAAUCAGGCACCGCUACUGUGCGUGUUUACACCAAGAACAAGAACGACGAGGAGCCCAAGUUUUCGCAACAAGUCUACACACCCAAUGUGGAUGAGAAUGCCGGUCCCAAUACUUUGGUCACCACUGUCGUUGCCAGCGACAAAGAUGGCGACAAUGUGCGCUUUGGCUUUGUGGGCGGCGGCACCAGCUCGGGCCAGUUUGUGAUCGAGGACAUCACCGGUGUCAUUCGUCUGCAUAACAAAGCCAUUAGCCUGGACCGCGACAAGUACGAACUGAAUGUGACUGCCAUGGAUGAUGGUUCCUGCUGCGUCAAUGGCGAUCAGACAAUUCACACAUCCACUGCUGUGGUUGUUGUCUUCAUCACCGAUGUUAACGACAAUAAGCCUGUGUUCAAGGACUGCGGCACUUACUAUCCCAAAGUGGAGGAGGGUGCGCCCAAUGGCAGUCCAGUGAUCAAGGUGGUGGCCACCGAUGAGGACAAGGGCGUGAAUGGACAGGUUAAAUACUCCAUAGUGCAGCAACCGAAUCAAAAGGGCACCAAGUUUACAGUGGACGAAGAAACAGGCGAAGUGUCAACAAACAAAGUUUUCGAUCGUGAAGGCGACGAUGGCAAAUUUGUGUCCGUAACAGUCAAGGCAACAGAUCAAGGUGAUCCCAGCUUGGAAGGCGUCUGCUCAUUUACUGUGGAAAUAACCGAUGUUAAUGAUAAUCCGCCGCUGUUUGAUCGACAGAAAUAUGUGGAGAAUGUUAAGCAGGAUGCCAGCAUUGGCACAAACAUUUUGCGUGUCUCAGCCUCCGAUGAGGAUGCCGAUAAUAAUGGUGCUAUUGUUUAUAGUCUGAGUGCUCCGUUCAAUCCCAACGACUUGGAAUACUUUGAUAUACAAGCUGAAUCUGGUUGGAUAGUGUUGAAGAAGCCGCUUGACGGUUGUUAUCCUCGCGAUCGUUAUCGCCUGCGUGUGCGUGCCUCGGAUCGUGGUGAUCCGCCCUCGUAUGCCGAUGUUGAUGUUGAGUUAGAUGUCGUCGAUCGGAAUAAUAAGCCGCCCAUAUGGGAUAAGAGCACUUAUGGGCCCAUUUAUAUACGUGAGAAUGUUACUGUGGGUAGCCGUGUAACAUCGGUUAAGGCAAGUUCGGGCAUUGAGGGCAAUCCAACGGUUUUCUAUAGAUUAAUGCCUGGGUCGACGGCACAGACAAAUAAAUUUCAUACAUUUUAUUUGCAACAAAGACCGGAUAAUGGUGAUACGUGGGCCGAUAUAAAGGUUAAUCAUCCGCUGGAUUAUGAAAGUAUAAAGGAAUAUAAUCUGACCAUACGUGUGGAGAAUAAUGGCGCACAGCAAUUGGCAUCGGAAGCGACCGUUUACAUAAUGCUCGAGGAUGUUAAUGACGAAAUACCGUUAUUCACCGAACGCGAACAGGAAACAGUGCUGGAGGGUGAACCGAUUGGCACCAAAGUGACACAAGUGAAUGCCAUCGACAAGGACGGCACAUUCCCAAAUAAUCAGGUUUACUACUACAUCGUCGAUUCGCCACGUAACGAGGGCAAAGAAUUUUUUGAAAUUAAUUUGCAAAGCGGCGAAAUCUUUACCAAAACCGUAUUCGAUAGAGAGAAGAAGGGCGCCUACGCCCUCGAAGUGGAGGCCAGAGACGGCGCCCCCUCUGCCCGGCCCAACAGCAAUGGACCCAAUUCAGUCACCAAAUUCAUACGCAUUGGCAUUGCUGAUAAGAACGACAAUCCGCCGUAUUUCGAUAAAUCGCUGUAUGAGGCUGAAGUGGAUGAGAACGAGGAUAUACAGCACACAGUGUUGACAGUGACGGCGAAGGAUCAUGAUGAGUCAUCACGCAUACGCUAUGAAAUCACCAGCGGUAACAUUGGUGGCGCUUUUGCGGUUAAAAAUAUGACGGGCGCCAUUUAUGUAGCCGGCGCUUUGGAUUACGAAACACGACGCAGGUAUGAGCUGCGCUUGGCUGCCUCUGAUAAUCUGAAGGAGAACUAUACAACGGUUAUCAUACAUGUCAAGGAUGUCAAUGACAAUCCGCCAGUGUUUGAGCGUCCCACGUAUCGCACUCAAAUCACCGAAGAAGAUGAUCGCAAUUUGCCCAAGCGUGUGCUGCAGGUCACCGCCACCGAUGGCGACAAGGACCGUCCACAGAAUAUUGUUUACUUCCUCACUGGCCAAGGCAUAGAUCCCGAUAAUCCAGCUAAUAGCAAAUUUGAUAUAAAUCGCACCACUGGCGAAAUCUUUGUGCUAAAGCCCUUGGAUCGCGAUCAACCGAAUGGACGACCGCAGUGGCGUUUUACAGUGUUUGCGCAGGAUGAGGGAGGCGAAGGACUUGUGGGCUAUGCCGAUGUGCAAGUGAAUUUGAAGGACAUCAAUGACAAUGCGCCCAUCUUUCCGCAAGGCGUUUACUUUGGCAAUGUAACUGAAAAUGGCACCGCCGGCAUGGUGGUUAUGACAAUGACUGCUGUGGACUACGAUGAUCCCAAUGAGGGUUCCAAUGCGCGCUUGGUCUACUCGAUAGAGAAAAAUGUUAUAGAGGAGGAGACGGGCUCGCCUAUAUUUGAAAUCGAACCCGAUACGGGAGUGAUUAAGACCGCCGUGUGCUGUUUGGAUCGCGAGCGCACACCGGACUAUUCAAUACAAGUGGUGGCAAUGGAUGGCGGGGGGUUAAAGGGGACGGGCACGGCGUCUAUACGUGUCAAGGAUAUUAACGAUAUGCCGCCGCAAUUUACGAAGGACGAAUGGUUUACCGAAGUGGAUGAAACCGAUGGCACAGCGCUGCCCGAGAUGCCCAUACUAACGGUAACGGUGCACGAUGAGGAUGAGACAAACAAGUUUCAGUACAAAGUUAUCGAUAACAGCGGCUAUGGUGCCGAUAAGUUUACCAUGGUGCGUAACAACGACGGCACCGGUUCGCUUAAGAUUGUGCAGCCGCUGGACUAUGAGGAUCAGCUGCAAAGCAACGGCUUUCGCUUUCGCAUACAAGUGAAUGACAAGGGCGAGGAUAAUGACAACGAUAAAUAUCAUGUGGCCUAUUCGUGGGUGGUGGUCAAGCUGCGCGACAUAAACGACAACAAGCCGCUGUUCGAUCGCGCCAAUGUGGAGGUGUCUGUGUUCGAAGACACCAAAGUGGGCACCGAGCUGGAGAAGUUCAAGGCCACCGAUCCGGAUCAGGGCGGCAAGAGCAAAGUGUCCUACUCCAUUGAUCGCUCCUCCGAUCGUCAGCGACAGUUUGCCAUCAAUCAAAAUGGUUCGGUUACCAUUCAGCGUUCGCUCGAUCGCGAAGUUGUGCCCAGACAUCAAGUGAAGAUUCUGGCUAUUGAUGAUGGUUCGCCACCCAAGACAGCCACAGCUACGUUGACAGUCAUUGUGCAGGAUAUAAACGAUAAUGCACCCAAGUUCUUGAAGGACUAUCGUCCUGUGCUGCCCGAGCAUGUGCCGCCACGCAAGGUGGUUGAAAUUCUGGCGAACGAUGACGAUGAUCGCUCCAAGAGCAAUGGACCACCCUUCCAAUUCCGUUUGGACCCCAGCGCUGAUGACAUAAUACGCGCCUCCUUCAAAGUGGAACAAGAUCAGAAGGGCGCCAAUGGCGAUGGCAUGGCUGUCAUCUCAUCGCUGCGCUCGUUCGAUCGCGAGCAGCAAAAGGAAUACAUGAUACCCAUUGUGAUAAAGGAUCACGGCUCGCCGGCAAUGACGGGCACCAGCACCUUGACUGUCAUCAUAGGCGAUGUGAAUGAUAAUAAGAUGCAGCCUGGCUCCAAGGACAUAUUCGUAUACAACUAUCAAGGACAGUCGCCCGAUACGCCCAUCGGACGCGUUUACGUCUACGAUUUGGACGAUUGGGAUUUGCCUGAUAAGAAGUUCUACUGGGAGGCGCAGGAGCAUCCGCGCUUUAAGCUGGACGAGGACUCGGGCAUGGUGACCAUGAGAGCGGGCACACGCGAAGGACGUUACCAUUUGCGCUUCAAGGUGUACGAUAGAAAACACACACAGACAGAUGUGCCAGCUAAUGUCACUGUAUUGGUGCGGGAAAUUCCACACGAUGCAGUCAUCAACUCCGGCUCGGUGCGUCUAUCCGGCAUAUCCGAUGAGGACUUCAUUAGAGUAUGGAACUAUCGCACGCAGAGCUUGAGUCGCUCCAAGCUGGACAGAUUCCGCGAUAAGCUGGCGGAUCUGCUGAACAUCGAGCGAGAGAACGUGGACAUCUUCAGUGUGCAGCUGAAGCGGCGCAAUCCGCCGCUGACCGAUGUGCGCUUCUCGGCACAUGGCUCACCCUACUACAAGCCCGUCCGGCUCAAUGGCAUUGUGCUCAUGCAUCGCGAGGAGAUCGAAAAGGAUGUGGGCAUUAACAUCACCAUGGUUGGCAUCGACGAGUGUCUGUACGAGAAUCAAAUGUGCGAGGGCAGCUGCACCAAUGUGCUCGAGAUCAGUUCACUGCCCUACAUGGUGAAUGCCAACAAGACGGCGUUGGUGGGCGUGCGCGUGGACACCUUGGCGGACUGCACGUGCGGCGCGCGCAACUUCAGCAAACCCGAGUCCUGCCGCAAUACUCCUUGCCACAAUGGCGGACGCUGCGUGGACACGCGCUUUGGUCCGCACUGCAGCUGCGCCUUGGGCUAUGCUGGCCCGCGUUGUCAGCAGACCACGCGCAGCUUCCGCGGCAAUGGCUGGGCCUGGUAUCCACCGCUCGAGAUGUGCGAUCAAUCGCAUUUGAGCCUGGAGUUUAUAACACGCAAACCCGACGGCCUGAUUAUCUACAAUGGGCCCAUUGUGCCGCCCGAGCGCGAUGAGCUCAUCAUCUCGGACUUUAUUGCACUCGAACUGGAGCGUGGCUAUCCCAGGCUGCUCAUCGACUUUGGCUCCGGCACUCUGGAGCUGCGCGUCAAGACCAAAAAGACUUUGGACGACGGCGAAUGGCAUCGCAUUGAUUUGUUCUGGGACACCGAAAAUAUUCGCAUGGUCGUUGAUUUCUGCAAGUCCGCGGAGAUUAGCGAAAUGGAGGACGGCACUCCGCCGGAGUUCGAUGACACCAGUUGCCAGGCACGCGGACAAAUUCCAGCGUUCAAUGAGUAUUUGAAUGUCAAUGCGCCAUUGCAGGUGGGCGGUCUGUAUCGCGAGACAUUCGAGCAGUCGCUCUAUAUGUGGCACUAUAUGCCCACGGCCAAGGGCUUCGAUGGCUGCAUACGGAAUCUGGUGCACAACUCGAAGCUGUACGAUCUGGCGCAUCCGGGACUGUCGCGCAACAGCGUUGCCGGCUGCCCACAAACGGAGGAGGUGUGCGCACAGACCGAGACCACAGCCCGUUGCUGGGAGCAUGGCAACUGCGUUGGCUCGCUGUCCGAGGCGCGUUGCCAUUGCCGUCCCGGCUGGACGGGACCUGCCUGCAAUAUUCCCACAGUGCCGACAACGUUCAAGGCGCAGAGCUAUGUCAAAUACGCGCUGAGCUUUGAGCCGGAUCGCUUUAGCACGCAGGUGCAGCUGCGUUUCCGCACGCGCGAGGAGCACGGCGAGCUGUUCCGAGUGAGCGAUCAGCAUAAUCGCGAGUACGGCAUAUUGGAGAUCAAAGAGGCGCGUCUGCAUUUCCGCUACAAUUUGAAUUCGCUGCGCACGGAGGAGAAAGAUCUGUGGCUAAACUCGGUGGCGGUUAACGAUGGGCAAUGGCAUGUGGUGCGCAUUAAUCGCUAUGGCUCGGCGGCAACGCUGGAGUUGGACGGCGGCGAGGGCAGACGCUAUAAUGAGACGUUUGAGUUCUCGGGCCAUCAGUGGCUGCUGGUGGACAAGCAGGAGGGCGUCUAUGCUGGCGGCAAGGCUGAGUACACGGGUGUGCGCACGUUCGAAGUGUAUGCGGAUUAUCAGAAGAGCUGUUUGGAUGAUAUACGCUUGGAGGGCAAACAUUUGCCUUUGCCUCCAGCCAUGAAUGGCACACAAUGGGGUCAAGCUACUAUGGCGCGCAAUCUGGAGAAAGGUUGUCCCUCUAACAAACCUUGCUCCAAUGUUAUAUGUCCCGAUCCCUUCGAGUGCGUAGAUCUAUGGAAUGUGUAUGAGUGCACUUGCGGCGAGGGACGUAUCAUGUCGCCCGAUUCAAAGGGCUGCAUGGAUCGCAAUGAGUGUCUCGAUAUGCCUUGUCUCAAUGGCGCCACUUGUAUUAACCUUGAGCCGCGUCUGCGCUAUCGCUGCAUCUGUCCCGAUGGCUUCUGGGGCGAGAAUUGUGAGCUGGUGCAAGAGGGUCAGACCCUUAAGCUGAGCAUGGGCGCCUUGGCGGCCAUACUCGUUUGCCUGCUGAUCAUACUGAUACUCGUGCUGGUCUUUGUGGUGUACAAUCGUCGACGCGAGGCGCAUAUUAAAUAUCCCGGACCCGACGAUGAUGUGCGCGAAAAUAUUAUCAACUAUGAUGAUGAAGGCGGCGGCGAGGAUGAUAUGACAGCCUUUGAUAUUACGCCAUUGCAAAUACCAAUUGGUGGGCCAAUGCCGCCAGAGCUGGCGCCUAUGAAAAUGCCUAUAAUGUAUCCCGUAAUGACAUUAAUGCCCGGGCAGGAACCCAAUGUGGGCAUGUUCAUUGAGGAGCAUAAAAAGCGCGCCGACGGCGAUCCAAAUGCGCCGCCAUUCGAUGAUUUACGCAAUUAUGCGUAUGAAGGCGGCGGCAGCACAGCAGGUUCACUCAGUUCGUUGGCCUCAGGCACCGAUGAUGAGCAGCAGGAGUACGAUUACCUUGGCGCCUGGGGGCCGCGUUUCGAUAAGCUGGCCAAUAUGUAUGGCCCGGAGGCGCCCAAUCCACAUAGCACCGAGCUCGAAUUGUAAGUUCACAGCCAAAAAUACUCAAAUUAAAGAAAAGUAGCAAUGCAAAACUUACAUUGAAUACUAAAGCGCAGUUAGUUAGCCACAAACAAGUUGCAUUUAAAAUUAAACUACAUACAGACAACUGUCGCUUGUCGCUGUCUCUUUCUGACUUACACACAAAGAAGCGCAACCAAAGAAGCUGUUGGCAAAAAUAUAAAAAAAAAACACUCUUAAGUUUAAUAUAUAAAAACAAAAGGUAAAUCAAACACAUUUGACACACGCGAAAUGACAUUUGUAAAAAAUACUUCAUGAGCAUUUAAAUUUAAACGAGAAAUUUAUAUUUAAUGAUUAAAAUUAAUUAAUUUAUUAAGCAUAUAGACAAGACAACAAAAAUGAAUUUUUCGAAACACUUUUUAUGAGAAUGAAGACGAGUUAAUGCGUUGACGAUGAGCAUAGAUCAUACCAAAGCUUAAUUUAACAUUUAAAUCUUUUAAUUUUUACAAACUAUUGCUUUAAAAUUAAACAAUU
Drosophila busckii is the source of this 9821-nucleotide messenger RNA. It is a transcript of the gene CadN, whose product is annotated as neural-cadherin. The record is from RefSeq and is a predicted model, not a curated record. Bases 24 to 9314 code for a protein of 3096 amino acids. Gene Ontology annotation, biological process: calcium-dependent cell-cell adhesion; cell-cell junction assembly; homophilic cell-cell adhesion. Gene Ontology annotation, molecular function: cadherin binding; calcium ion binding. Gene Ontology annotation, cellular component: plasma membrane; adherens junction; catenin complex. The transcript has 23 exons. NCBI's taxonomy places the organism in Eukaryota, Metazoa, Arthropoda, Insecta, Diptera, Drosophilidae.